AUGCGCUGCAAAGGACUUGAAAGUGAUGAGGAUAUAGCGACAUGGGUUGCCGGUCGCGUGUGGGUAUAUUAUAUGUUAAAAGUAUCAGAAUUACUAGAUACAGUAUUCUUUGUACUUAGAAAGUCACUCAGGCAAAUUAGCAAAUUACAUUUGCACCAUCACAUCUUAAUGGUAAUAGCUGCAUGGGCUGCAAUCACUUAUUACCCUGGCGGAGUGUCUUCUUUUCGGUGGCCAGUGUGUAAUAAUUGGAUUUCUCAACAGUAUUGUCCAUGUGAUUAUGUACUUCUACUAUCUGAUCUCUGGGCUUGG
This is a messenger RNA of Brenthis ino (lesser marbled fritillary), 309 nucleotides long. NCBI's taxonomy places the organism in Eukaryota, Metazoa, Arthropoda, Insecta, Lepidoptera, Nymphalidae. The record is from the annotation of a GenBank genome assembly.